Molecule: messenger RNA, 960 nt
Organism: Rhopilema esculentum
Lineage: Eukaryota; Metazoa; Cnidaria; Scyphozoa; Rhizostomeae; Rhizostomatidae
Source: RefSeq, a predicted model, not a curated record
UCGAGUACAUUUUUUAUUGUCUGACACAAUCCUGAUAUAAAGUUCAGAUUCUAGAGGUCCCAUGUUCAUGACAUUGCAAUGAAAAGGGAGUGGGUUAGCAAAAGUUCAGAACUUUAAGAUUUGUUUCUUGGGAGAAAGGUGUUCUCCUAGAUUGUGUUCCCCAGUAAAUUGCCAUGUCCGCGCAAUAUAUGUGGUAUUGGAGAAGUAAAGGAAAAAGGUCGCCUAGAAUUAAGCAGAAUUCAAACUCAGUCAUAGACACUAUUGAGUUUGCCUGUGUUGGCACUCCGACUGAAGAGUUUCCAUGGGUAUAUAUACAAUGGUUGUUUGAAUAUCUACUUUCAUUUUUCCAGGAUCAAGUUGAGGUGCUUUCUGAAGUUUAUUUGGCAAAUGAACACCGGUGCUUGUUUGAGAGAAAAGAUGCGGAUUUGCCAAUCUUGGCUGAAAAUGAGAUGGAAGAAGAAGGAAGACAAGUUCUUGGUGAUGUUUUAGAGCAUGCUCACUAUUUUGAACAAGCGAAUGUUGGUCUUGGAAGGGAGGAGACCUUUAGAGUAUUCCUUGCAACCAAACAGCUAUCGGAUGCUUAUUCAUUUGAAGUGUGCCGAUUUUGGGGUAAAAUAUUUGGCAUUGAAGGAAACUAUUAUGUUGCUGAAGCUCAAUUUAGAGAAGGAGAGGACCCAUAUGUCGAUGAAGACGACACAUCAUCACAGCAGGAAGCAACUGAAGCUAAAGAAACCUUGCUUCUUGCAGAAGAACAGCAGUCAGAAUUUGACGACAUCCCUAAAGUAGAUUACAAGCCACCGAUUCCGAUUCCCAAAGAAGAAAUUGGAACUGGUUGCAACGCUAAAGUAUAUUUUGUUUGCAACGAACGUAAGUGAUUUUCAUACAUGUUUAUGAUGGUUCUAAAGCAUGCUUAAUAAAACUGAAUUUGGAACAAUCAGAAUCUUUAUUUUGUCUGCAUUC